GCGAGCAGUACAGCAGCCUCUGCCUGCGCCUGGGGGAGCUUGCAAUUGAGAUGGGCCGUGCACGCACGUCGUACUCAGCGCGCAGCUUGCCAUCGUCGUGCGUUCUUCGUCACUGACUGAAUUGCAAGCUCAGUCAUGCCCGCAGGGCCCGCGGCCCCUAGGCCUGCCGAGCUCCAAAUGGAUCCUCGCAGCCUUUACCAGCUGCAGCGUCCUGCCGAGGCUCAGCCAACAACGGCCCCGGUGACGCCCGCUGGACAAGUACAGCUCACGCAGGUGGAUGUAUCAACACAAGUAGACCUUCACGAAGGAGAAGUACCAUUUCAACGUGGAGUUACCCCACAUUAUUCACGCGAAGACAUUAAAGAGCAGUACUGCAUAACGAAUCGUCAGCUAGAUGCCGUAGAAAAAUCUGGAGGUGGUAUUUUCGGUUGUAUUACUAAUCGGGGUCCAUCACCCUGUAGCUCAGCAGCGAAAUCAUCCAUCCUGUCAGCCUGCGUACGUAGUGCACCUAGCGACGAAAAUCUCUUCGACGCUCCUUACCCCUACCCUCAUGGAAUGCGUGGCCGACACAUAAUGUAUCAGCAAAUAAUGUAUCAACAACCUUACUCUACCUAUCCAAGAAACAUGUCACGUUACGACAGUUACAACGAGGAAGAUGAAAACGACUGGUAUGACAGUUCCUACUUUCGCAGACGGCCCAAAUCGAUAUGCACUACUCCAGAUAUUAAAAGAUAUCAAUGGGCAACAGAAGAUGAAGAAUCAAUGAAGCUAGAAGGUCCACGUUCAAUUUUGCCUCAACAGCAGCCUUUGACUUCAGCCUUACACUCGCAACAACAGACUCCACAGACGAAACCUAAACAUGUGAGUUUUGCAAGGUCUCAUACUUUAACGUCCUUUGAAGUACCACGCACCAAGAGCCCUCCAAGACCACAUAAUCAAGAGCGUUUAAUUGACUGCCAACCCACGCAAACUCCCGUCAAUGCAGGGAAUAUACAUCUUUACACUCAACCAGAACCACGAAUUUUAGUUCUAGAAAAACAACCUAAACGUGGAACAAUGAAAGCGCAAGCAACACAGACAGAAAUACCAGCCGAUGGAUUGAAAGGACGCUUUCCAGUGACUUUAAGUCCUCGCACUAUACAUCGUGUUAGAAUGGUCUCUCAGGGAGCUCAGACUAAUGGAAUUUUGAAUGGACGCACUAAAUUGACCAAAAGUUACUCAGAAGCUGGUCAAUUAGGUACACCUUUGGGUGGCUCUUCUAGUGUGAAAGAGAAUGUUCAAGAGCAUGAUCAUGAGCCUUUGCAACGAACUCAAAGUGAAGAACCACCGAGAUCGCCGUAUAUAGUCGAAACACCACCAAUGAGAUCGCCUUCUAAACACAUUGAGAGUCAAGAAUUAAACAGUGAUUUAUCAUUGACGCAAAAUGAGAGUAAAAAAAUCGAAUCGGAAGAAGAUGAAAUUUUAAUCGACUUCAAACCAGCUCCGGUGUCUCCCGAUGCCCGUAUGUUAUUGAAUGAGAUGGCACAACCAUACCGUCGGUACAUAAGUUUACAAAAAACCCUUUCUGAUGGCGAGAUUCAAGUCGAAAGACGCGAACUCAUCGGCGAAACAGGCGAACCGAGUUAUCCUCAUUCCUGUCGACGUAAUCACCAGGACCCAUGGGGCAGAAAUAAGCUACGUACUCCAAUUCAAUUUUCUUCGACGCCUGAAGAUCUCUCACUUUUACGCAUUGCUACAUCGCCAGAUGACUAUAAUGAUGAGGAAUUUCAUGAAAAUAUUGUACGUCGUGGUCUGUUUCGGAAACGCAGUGUUUCAUUAGAAGAUGGAGUUCAAGCUGUUGCUAUAAAUGAGUAUAUAUUGCCUAGAUCCCUUCCAACAUCACCAACAUCACCAACUUUAGGAGAAGCAGCUACAUCGAAAAUAUCACAAAGCCAUAGAGGAGUUCAACGGCGUCGUUUGCGAACCGGUUAUGGUAUUCCAUCGCCUUUUGUUUCAAGCGAAUCAUUAACGAACGAUGCUACAAGGGACCACAGUGAUGGUAUUUGGAACGAGUCGCAGGCGACGGUUCUACAAGCUGAUUCUCUUGCAGCGCUCACCCCUGCUUCUAAGCGUCGACAUUUACUUAUUCUUCAGCAUCAACAACGUUCAUCGAUGGAUACCGAUGCUCUUGACGCUGAAGAUGAAUUAAAUGUUUACUCUAAUAGUCCUAGAAUUAGACUUGAAGCUGCAACUCCAGUUACUACUACUCCAAGUCAUGAAACAUACUCCAGCCCAAAUGGUAAAAGAAUCGAGUUUCUACGACGAAGUCCUGGUCUUCAGGCUCAUUCGCAAUCCUCCAGUGAGUUUGGUUUAAGUCGUUCUGGUACAACAGAUAUAAGCGAAACCUCGACGACUGAUGAUUACAUUACUGCCAACACUUCGAUGGGUACAGGGACCACCACCGGCUCAAGGCCGUAUUUGCCCGCAGCCAUUUCCACUGCCUCAGCUGCUGAUGGCAGCUCUUUUGAAAGCGCCAGUUCUGUUUAUAGUCUCGCCAGAAGUGAAUUAAAUCAGGCAAUACUUGACGAGCCGCACAGUUCACACGCGUCAAAAGAUAAAUCAGAUUCAUCGUAUAGCGCCCAACCUGGGCCAUCUCCCCUGAGAACUUCUAGCAGCAGUAGCUCUGGAAGUUAUGAUGUAGAGGAUGCCCAAGCUGACUUAGCACAAGAGGCUUACAAGACAGCGCACCCCACGACCGGCAUUGAACCUGAAAUCGAUGAUGGUCAACAAUCUUCUUCCGGGGGAUACGCAGAAUCUCCACCAGACCGUGAGGUCUGGACGGAAGAUGAGCGACGGCGGCGUAGACGAACUUUUACACCCCCAGAUUAUCAAGAUAGUCAGACUGCAGAGACUAACGAGCCAAAUAGAUCGUCCACAAUCGAUCCAUCGUUACAUCAUUUACCCGUUGAUAUCUCUACCAGUCCCAGUCGACGUCAAAGAGCUCGUCGCUCCCCGCAUCGCAAUAACAAGCAGCAAUCACGGCAAACAACAGUCACUACUCAGCUUCAUCAGUCGAUGGAAGAACCAGGUCACGUGCCGACGAGCGACGAUUCGAGCUGCGGUCAUCAUUAUCAUGUGCACCAUCAUCAUCAACAUCACCACGUACAUGCGGAAUCGCAGCCACCUACUACUCAGUCUCAGGCACAGCCUCAGCAGCAGGCCUCGCUUGCACGACAUCGCAGAGCCAGAGAGAGCCCCAGGCGUAAAAGCUCUUCACACAAUGUUGGAAGACGACGCAGCACCGAGGAUAAGAACGCGGAUCUGACAGGUAGUCUACCUCGUAGGCGCUCGCGAGUCAGUGAUACAAGUCGCUUGAGCUUAGACGGUAGUGGUCGUCAGAUAACGAGUACUGGUCGUGACAACGACCUUUUGACUGGUACUUUGAAAUCUUCAAAUUCCAAAAUCUUGGCAAAAGCAAUCUCAGCCGAGAGCGUCAGAACCGACAGUCCCGGAAGCGACAGUGUUUUUUACACCAUCGACGAACCAAUCACGGAUCAAAUUCACUGUCAUCAUUGUGGACGAGAGGUUAUCGAAGACAUAGUUCAACCACCUGCAAGUUUCGCGGAUUCACCUGAUGGAGGUUAUCGAACUUUACCAAAACAUACCCCUGGUCAACGACUGUUCAAGAAAUUUGAUAAACGAUAUCGAUCUGAAGACCGAAGUGAGAAACGUCAGCAUCGAAGCAGUUUUGGCAGCCGUUGUGACGUAAGAGCUAAAUCGGAGGAAAGAGGAAGUAAAAUCAGUAGUAAAUACGACGACUUUAGUCGACGAAGACUUCAAGCCCGGAGCACUGAUGCAAGCAUGGAAAUAUUGACAGGUCGUGAGGAUGAAGAUGCUUACAUUGAACCAUAUUCUAGUGGAGAAUGGAUUUACAUUGGCGAUUUACAGGAAAGCUACGUAUGGAGACGUUUGAACAGUAAAGAUUGUGAUGAAGAUCUAGAAUAUUUUAAAGAUCGUAGAGGUUCUCAAGAAUCAACGGAAAGUGAAAGAAACUUCAGAAAAAAAUACCAAGCUGCUACCCAUAGAAUGGUACAUAGGAAAAGUAGCGGCGAGAUGUAUAAAAGAAUUCAAACGAAGUGUUUUGAAAGCGACAAGACAGUCGUGGUGAGGCGAGAAGCUGGUGGUGAAUUUGGAUUCCGCAUUCAUGGUUCUAAACCCGUAGUGGUAUCAGCUAUCGAGCCAGAUACACCAGCAGAAUCUUCAGGUCUUGAAGUCGGAGAUAUCGUAAUGUCAGUGAAUGGAAAGAGUGUUAUGGAGGCUACUCAUUCAGAAGUAGUCAGAUUAGCUCAUUCUGGUUCUGAUGUGCUCGAGCUUGAGGUUGCUCGCACCUGCAACGUUCUGGCACCUCAGAUGCCUGGCCAAAAGGAGGCUAAGCAAGAGUCAGCUUUUUGUCAAGGUUAUCUAUGGCGAAAAUCUAAGAGUGCAAAUAAUGCGUCUUUAUCUUCAUCUCAUGAUAAAUGGAUUCGUCGAUGGUUUGCUCUGCGCCAUGACAAUUGCCUUUAUUACUACAAGACUGAAACGGAUUCGCAGCCAAUAGGAGCAGUGAUGCUGUUAAAGUAUGAUGUGGAAUUCACUCGUGAAUCACAGAAGUAUAGUUUUGCCAUAAAGAAGCAUAAUGCGCCAACAUUACAUUUAGCUGCCGAUUCUGAAGAAGCCAGCGUACGAUGGGUAACGGCUAUCCGUGAAGCUGUUCAGAGAAAUAAUGAGGCGGAUACGUGGUUAGAUUCAUCAUUGCAACUGCAGCAUGUACCAGCCACCAUGAUACAACGUGCUGAUUGUUGUGGCUAUCUGAGCAAGCAGCAUGAGCGUGUCCGACGCUCCUCGUCUCCAACAGGUUGGUCUAGGCGUUAUUGCGUCCUAAAAGAUGCGGCUCUAUACUUUUACGACGAAGUGAACGCUGAGCAAGCUUUUGGAGUAGCUUGCCUUCAUGGAUUUCGAGUUCAUGGUAGUGCACCGACUUCGGGGGGACGGAAGCAUGCUUUUGAAUUGCAGCCACCGGAUCCAACUCAAAGAAUAUACACAUUCGCUGCAGAUUCGGAGAUGGACAAAAAACGGUGGCUAGCAGCAUUGGAAUAUUCAAUUGAUCGUUGGAUAAAAAUAGGCUAAUAAUUGCCAAAAACUACACUAUAAGUCAAACAUCUAUUACAAAAGCCAAAUUCUAGAAAGUGUCAAGUAAAAAACUCAAAUAACUUUCUUUUUCAUCCCACGAUUUUAGCCUUUGACGCAGUAAAUAAUAAGACCUCGAUCGCCCCACCGUCCUGCACAAAUGAAAAUUAUAUACAUGCUUUGUAAUACAAUGAUGAAACUUAGAACGAAAGUUUAAACAUUUUGUCAACUUUGUAAAAUUUAUAUUAAAAACGAAUAUUUGCCUCUUUUAAUAUAACGACAAAGCAUUAUUUGGUAAAGUCUUUUAUGAGUUGUAAGUAUUGAAUGGAAUUAAUGCGAUUUCAGAAAAGUUGCAAACAAUUUUAUCACAGAUUUUAAGAGUUUUGAUCAAUACUUAUUUUGAGAGAGGAUUGUAAAAUGUUCUUAGAUUUUGACAACACAUUUUCAAAUUAAAUUUUAUAGAACAGUUUGUACGUGAAAAAGAAUAAUUAUUAGAAUAUGUUGACUGAAAAUAUGAUCGCAUGAAAUUUCAUGUGUACUUCCAUACUCGUUCUUCGAAAAUUGUAAUGAGAUGUGCAAUAAAAUAUUCUCAAGAUUUUAAUCAAUCAAAAUGAAUUAUUGUAUUUUUUGUA
Messenger RNA from Trichogramma pretiosum, 5777 nucleotides. RefSeq lists its product as uncharacterized. The record is from RefSeq and is a predicted model, not a curated record. Bases 136 to 5145 code for a protein of 1669 amino acids. Gene Ontology annotation, molecular function: protein binding. The transcript has 17 exons. NCBI's taxonomy places the organism in Eukaryota, Metazoa, Arthropoda, Insecta, Hymenoptera, Trichogrammatidae.